This is a messenger RNA of Puma concolor (puma), 3231 nucleotides long. The record is from RefSeq and is a predicted model, not a curated record. Lineage: Eukaryota; Metazoa; Chordata; Mammalia; Carnivora; Felidae.
GGCCCUUGCGAUUCGGGCCUGGGAACCCGCGCGAUGAAGUGCGUAUUUGUUACUGUUGGGACCACGAGCUUUGACGACCUCAUUGCGUGUGUCUCGGCGCACGACACUCUGCAAAUAAUCAAGAGACUUGGCUACGACCGACUCGUUCUCCAGAUAGGUAGAGGGAAGGUGGUACCCGAACCAUUCCGUACUGAGUCCUUUGCUCUGGAUGUUUACAGGUACAAGGAUUCAUUGAAAGAAGAUCUUGAGAAAGCAGAUCUUGUUAUUAGUCACGCAGGUGCAGGAAGCUGUUUGGAGACUCUGGAAAACAGAAAGCCCCUUGUGGUGGUUAUAAACGAAAAGUUGAUGAACAAUCAUCAGCUGGAAUUGGCAAAGCAGCUACACAAAGACGGGCAUCUCUUCUACUGUACUUGCAGGGUCCCGACUUGUACCGGGCGAGCCAGCCCUUUGUCUCCUGCUCCUGAGAAGUGCCAGGAUUCUACAGCGCUGACAACUGCCUUCUCAUCCCUAGACUCUGGGCUGCUUUCCGGAUACCUGCAUAAGCAAGCCCUUGUCACUGCUACCCAUCCUACCUGCACCUUGCUUUUUCCUUCUUGCCGCAUUUGUUCCUUUCUCCCCAUCCUCACCCCCACCCCUGGCAAAAUGCAUAAAGGAUGGAAAAAGUACUGCGGCCAGAAGUCUCUGAAUGAGACAUCAAUGGAUGAAUAUUUAGGCAGCUUAGGGCUGUUUCGAAAGCUGACUGCCAAGGAUGCCUCUUGCCUCUUUCGGGCUAUUUCGGAGCAGUUGUUUUGCAGCCAGGUCCAUCAUUUGGAAAUCAGGAAGGCUUGUGUCUCCUAUAUGAGAGAAAAUCAACAAACUUUUGAGUCUUAUGUGGAGGGAUCUUUUGAGAAAUACCUGGAACGGUUGGGAGAUCCCAAGGAAAGUGCUGGCCAGCUGGAAAUAAGAGCUCUUUCUCUAAUUUAUAAUCGGGAUUUCAUUCUUUAUCGCUGUCCCGGAAAGCCUCCAACUUGUGUCACAGAUAAUGGCUAUGAAGACAAGAUUCUACUCUGCUAUUCAAGUAAUGGCCAUUAUGAUUCAGUGUACUCAAAACAAUUUCAGUCAAGUGCAGCUGUUUGCCAGGCUGUACUGUAUGAAAUUCUCUAUAAAGAUGUGUUUUUUGUGGAUGAAGAAGAGUUGAAGACUGCAGUUGAAUUGUUUCGAAGUGGUUCCAAAAAGAACAGAAACCAUGCUCUGACUGGCAGCGAGGAUGUCCAUGUUGACUACAAGAGUUCAGCUUGUAAUAGGAGUGAAGAGUUGGGUGCCUGCUGCAAUGUUGAAAAUACACCAGAGGGGUGCAAUCAAGGAACAGAAGAAGCAAAGUCUCCAGAGAGUCCAUCAAAGAUGCUCUUCCCGUAUAAGGUGCUUAAAGCCUUGGAUCCAGAAAUCUAUCGUAAUGUAGAAUUUGAUGUUUGGUUGGACAGCAGAAAAGAACUUCAAAAAACUGAUUACAUGGAGUAUGCUGGGAGACAGUACUAUUUGGGAGACAAGUGUCAGGUUCGCUUGGAAUCAGGUGGAAGAUAUUAUAAUGCUCAUAUUCAAGAAGUUGGAAAUGAGAAUAAUUCCGUUACAGUCUUCAUUGAAGAAUUGGCAGAAAAGCAUGUUGUUCCACUGGCUAACUUAAAACCAGUUACCCAAGUCACACCUGUUCCUGCCUGGAGUGGUAUGCCCAGUCGGAAAGGAAGAGGUUACCAGAAAAUUUCCGGGGGCUAUGUCCCAGAAAUGGCUAUGUCAGAGAUGGACAUGAAGCAACGGAAGAAGAUGUUCAAAAAAGUUAGAGGAAAAGAGGUUUAUGUGACUAUGGCUUACGGCAGGGGAGACGCCUUCCUCCCGCCCAGGCUUCAGCACAGCAUGCAUUAUGGGCACGACCCUUCAGUGCACUACGCACAGACAGCUGCCAAUGUCCUGUCUAAUGAGCAUUUCCAUCCUCAACAUCCACCUCAGAGACAGGGUCGGGGAUAUGGGAUGCCCAGGGAUUCAUCUCGCUUUAUCAACAGGCAUAACAUGGAAGCCCCUAAAGUUGGUUUUUACCCUGGCCCAGGUAAAAGGUGUUGCCAGGGCUAUGAUAACUUCUCCUAUAGAUCUCGUUCCUUUAGACGUAGUCACCGCCAGAUGCAUUGCAUGAACAAGGAGUGCCAGUAUAGCUUUGCCCCAGAGAAUGGACAGAUGCCCAGGGGCGUAGAAGAAACCAUUACCUUUUACGAAGUUGAGGAAGGGGAUGAGACUGCUUAUCCAACUUUACCUAGUCAUGGAGGGCCCUCCACACUGGUUCCUGCUGCUUCGCGAUACUGUGUUGCAAGGCGAGGACAUAGCUCAGGCAAACAGACCUUGAACUCAGAAGGGGCCAGUGGCCAGAGUCACAAUGGGAGAUAUCAUGAAGAUUAUAUUUAUCCUUCAGAACCAGACUAUGAAACUUCAGGUGUUUAUAGCACAACUGAAUCUGCAGCAAACUUGUCUCUUCAGGACAGAAGACCAUGUUCUAUGUCUCCUCAGGACACAGUUACCUCAUACAACUAUCCCCAGAAGGUGAUGGCAAAUUCUGUAGCAGGUGCAGCUUCCUGUGCCAAUAAUGUUCCAGCUCCAGUCUUACCUAGCUGUGCAGCAGCUAAUGAAGCUAGUAGUACCGCUUCAGCCUCCUCACAGAAUGCUGUACCGCCUCUACUCACGUCUCCAUCUAUGCAAAGCAGGCCAGUGAUUGCUUCGCCAUCCUAUCCAUACCUUUCUCCUCCUAUUCCUGCUGCUGCUGCUGCCACUGCCACCACUGCUGCUCCUUUACCACCUCCACCUCUUGAGGUGGGAGAGGCUUCAAACUUCCCACCACCACCACUUCCACCUCCACCUUAUUCCUGUGAUCCAAGUGGUAGUGAUCUGCCUCAAGAUACAAAAGUUUUGCAGUACUAUUUCAAUCUGGGAUUGCAGCAUAUUAAUGGUACUGUUCCAAAUGCUGACCCUGCAUCUGUCCCUCCUGGAGCAGUCUAUUAUCCAGUGAUGUCAGAUCCCUAUGGGCCUCCACCAUUGCCAGGUUUUGAUUCCUGUCUUCCUGUUGUGCCCGAUUAUCCCUAUGUUGCCCCCUGGCAUUCAGUUGGUGCAGCAUGUGGUGGCUCUUCUCAAAUUCAUGGUGCUAUGAAUCCUGGGCCAGUUGGCUAUGUUGCUUCACCUCCCUCAGCUUCUCAUUACAUACCUCAGAACAUGUAA